Molecule: messenger RNA, 1051 nt
Organism: Lineus longissimus
Lineage: Eukaryota; Metazoa; Nemertea; Pilidiophora; Heteronemertea; Lineidae
Product: elongation factor 1-beta-like
Exons: 5
Coding region: 6-743 (245 amino acids)
Biological process (GO): translational elongation
Cellular component (GO): cytosol; eukaryotic translation elongation factor 1 complex
Molecular function (GO): guanyl-nucleotide exchange factor activity; translation elongation factor activity
Source: RefSeq, a predicted model, not a curated record
UACACAUGCGCAUUCUAUCCUUUACGCCGGCCAUUUUCGUCGUUGAACACGUUGUCCGAUUUUUGUCAGAAAAGAUGGGUUUUGGUGACUUAAAAAGUGAUUCUGGUCUCAAGGCCUUGAAUGAAUUUCUCCUCGAAAGAAGUUACAUCGAAGGGUACGAACCCUCUCAGGCGGACGCAGUUGUGUUCAGCGCUCUCAGUGGAGCACCCAAGGAAGAAUUAUGCAAUGUUCUCCGAUGGUAUAACCACAUUAAAUCAUAUGGUAAUGAAACAAAAAGUUUCACUGGAGCCAAGAAAGCUAUUGACCAGUACGGCCCAUCUGGUGCUUCAACUGCUAAGCCGGUCGCCGAGAGCGAUGACGAUGAUGAUCUCUUUGGCUCCGACUCAGACGAUGAGGAGGAAAUGGAAGCUUACAAGAAGGAACAGCAAGAGGCAAAGACUGCUGCCCAGGCAGCAAAAAAGAAAAAUGCACCAAUUGGUAAAAGUAAUAUCAUCUUGGCAGUGAAAGGCUGGGAUGACGAAACAGAUUUCAGCGAGGUUGAGAGGCUGGUAAAAUCAGUUGAACACCAAGGACUAUUAUGGGGCGCAUCGAAAGUUGAGCCAGUCGCUUUUGGAGUCUCACAGAUGCUUAUUACAUGUGUACUCAUUGAUGAUGAGUGUGGCACAGACAUCUUAGAAAACAUCCCAGAUGACUUUCCUGAUCUUAUUCAGUCAGUGGACAUUGUAGCCUUCAACAAAGUUUAGAUCUUCUUCUUGAAUAAUUUAUCAAAUAACUUUUAUUAAGGAAUGUGAACUGUUGUUAACUUCAAGCUAGGUUGAAAUCGUAAUUCAGUAUCCAGAUAUAACCCUGCCCUAUGUCCUCAUGAUAUCAAAAGCGAGUUGAAUUUGUUUGCGUUCUAUCACAGUUCUUGAUGGAGGAUAUGUGCUAUCUCAUCUUAAGUCUGAGAACGUGUGCGAUGUUGGCAUCCUCCUCUAACAUCAGAAAACAUGUGCUCGAACAACAUCGAAGCAAGUGCUGACAAUUUGAAAUAAAGUAACACCAUUCACACCUG